AUGCCAGGAACGUUGGCGGCAGACUUUUCGAAAGGCAGUUUGAUGAAUAAAUUCCCACGAAGUCGUGCCACAUUUGGCGAACCUGCGCCUCUUGCCGCGUUCCAAGGCGCAAGCACGCGGAGCAUCCCCCAUGAAACGGCAGUGACAGUUCACGGUGUACAUACAGACGAACAACAAGGCGCUCUUAGAGGGCCGUUCAGUGCAGCGGCGGAAGCGUUUAAAGCGGUGUUCGCUUUAACUCAUGGACUGAUUGAGUGCGGCAGAAGCAGCAACUACAAACAACUAGAAGGAACAGAAAUAAAAGAUCAAAAAUGCGCAGUGAAUGCACCCGAGGCGAGGGCCUUUCAAAGCCAUCUUGGCAGUAAAUCCUUUGCGCCGUGCAGCGCGCACGUGGAGCAGCAGCAACAGCAGCAACAGCAGCAGCAGCAGCAGCAGCAGCAGCAGCCAAUAAGACAUCGGCACGAAGCGCAGAAAACUCCUCAGCAGCAGCAGCAGUCGCAGCAGCAGGAGCAGUCGCAGCAACAGGAGCAGUCGCAGCAACAGGAGCAGUCGCAGCAACAGCAGCAACAGCAACAGCUUCCGCCCCCCCCCCCACCUCCUCCUCCCGUCAGCGGCAUUAUUGAGCAGCAGCAGCAAACUUUGCCAGGAGGUUCUUUCAGAGAUAGGCUGCUGAAGGGGACGGCUGCUUCGAAGAAGUCUAACGGUUCUACGCAACAGACGCAGUCUGAACCCAAAGAGGGAGCGGCUGCCAAGCAGCAACAGCUGCAGCAGCAGCAGCAGCAGCAGCAGCCAGCCGCGGAAGGAGCUGCGGGGAGAACUGCUAGCUUUCCAUGGUCGCCUUCCGACAACACUUCUGCUUCGGAAGGAUCAGCAGCAGCAACUAAGGCAGCGGCGGCAGUCAGUGAGACGUCUGCUGCUGCGUCGAAGGCGCAACUGGAAGAGCAGCAGCAGCAGCAGAUAAAACAGGCAAAGCCGCAGAGUGCUGGUGGGGUUGUUCAGAGUGGGAAGCGCAUCUCUGAGACGGUGGUUGGCUUACAGUCCCCUCCCCUCACCACAGGUGCUUCGGCAGGCUCAUCCGCCUUUCAAGUCUCCGAGACUGCCGCUGCGCCUGCAGCAGCAGCAGGAGGAGCUGCUGCUGCUGCUGCCAGCAAGGCUUCCUCGCAGAGUCGCGAGGAGAGCUCUGCUGCAGGGGCAGAGGUGACUGCCGAGGCAGCUGGUGACUCUUCGAGACGCAGCACCAUGGCUUUGUCUGGCACAGCCAAACAGCAGCAGCAGCAGCAGCAGCAGCAGCAGCAACAGCAGCAGCACGAGCAGCAGCAGCAGCAGCAGCAGCAGCAGCAGGCAGGAGCCUCAGCAGCAGCAGCAGCAGCAGCAGCAGCAGCAGCAACAAUGGGCCGAAAAGCAGCAGCAGCAGCAGCAGCAGCAGCAGCAGCAACAGCAGCAGCAGCAGCAGCAGCAGCAGCAGCAGCAGCAGCAGCAAGAGUAGAGACAGGGGGUGAGUCUGCGAGCAGCGCUCAGGAUGCUUUGCCAGCUCCUGCAGGGGCAGUUGCAGAAACAGCAAAAACAGUGGCAGCAGUUACAGCAGACAGAGGCGGAGGAGGAGGGAGCAGCAGCAGCAGCAGCAGCAGCAGCAGCAGCAGCAGUUUAUCCUGGGCGAUGCGAGCUCGUCUUGCGAAGGAUAUUCCUGAACCGUCGGUAAAGCAGCUUCCGCCAUCACCUCAGCAGCAGCAGCAGCAGCAAGGGAGCGCGACAGCGUCUUCAGGAGAGCAGCAGCAAGAAAAGCAGCAGCAA
Messenger RNA from Cyclospora cayetanensis, 1791 nucleotides. Its product is annotated as mediator of RNA polymerase II transcription subunit 15-like. The transcript is spliced from 9 exons. The annotation marks the transcript as partial. The record is from RefSeq and is a predicted model, not a curated record. NCBI's taxonomy places the organism in Eukaryota, Apicomplexa, Conoidasida, Eucoccidiorida, Eimeriidae.